AUGAUCUAUGGACGCAGUUUGUUUCACAUUGUAGCAAGUUUAAUCAUCUUCCAUUUGUCUGGGGCGACCAAGAAAGGAACAGAGAAGCAAACCACCUCAGAAACUCAGAAGUCAGUGCAGUGUGGGACUUGGACAAAACAUGCAGAGGGAGGUAUUUUUACCUCUCCCAACUACCCCAGCAAGUACCCCCCUGACCGAGAGUGCAUCUACAUCAUAGAAGCUGCCCCAAGACAGUGCAUUGAACUUUACUUUGAUGAAAAGUACUCUAUUGAGCCGUCUUGGGAGUGCAAAUUUGAUCAUAUUGAAGUUCGAGAUGGACCUUUCGGAUUUUCUCCAAUAAUUGGACGUUUUUGUGGACAACAAAACCCACCUGUAAUAAAAUCCAGUGGAAGAUUUCUAUGGAUUAAAUUUUUCGCUGAUGGAGAGCUGGAAUCUAUGGGGUUUUCAGCUCGAUACAAUUUCACACCUGAUCCUGACUUUAAGGACCUUGGCGUUUUGAAACCAUUACCAGCAUGUGAGUUUGAGAUGGGCGGCCCAGAAGGAAUUGUGGAGUCUGUACAGAUUAUGAAGGAAGGCAAAGCUUCUGCCAGCGAGGCCGUGGAUUGCAAGUGGUACAUCCGGGCACCUCCACGAUCCAAGAUCUACCUACGUUUCUUGGACUACGAGAUGCAGAAUUCCAAUGAAUGCAAAAGGAACUUUGUGGCCGUGUAUGAUGGGAGCAGUUCCGUGGGGGACCUGAAGGCUAAGUUCUGCAGCACCGUGGCCAAUGAUGUCAUGCUCCGCACAGGUCUUGGGGUCAUCCGCAUGUGGGCCGAUGAGGGCAGUCGAAACAGCAGAUUUCAGAUGCUGUUCACAUCCUUCCAAGAACCUCCCUGUGAAGGCAAUACAUUCUUCUGCCAUAGCAACAUGUGUAUUAACAAUACACUGGUCUGCAAUGGACUCCAGAACUGUGUGUAUCCUUGGGACGAAAAUCAUUGUAAAGAGAAGAGGAAAGCCAGCCUGCUGGACCAGCUCACCAACACCAGUGGGACUGUCAUUGGAGUGACUUCCUGCAUUGUGAUCAUCCUUAUUAUCAUUUCUGUCAUUGUGCAGAUCAAACAGCCUCGUAAAAAAUAUGUGCAAAGGAAAUCGGACUUUGACCAGACAGUUUUCCAGGAGGUGUUUGAACCUCCCCAUUAUGAGUUAUGCACUCUCAGAGGGACAGGACCUACAGCUGACUUUACAGAUGUGGCAGAGGACUUUGAAAACUACCACAAACUGCGGAGAUCCUCUUCCAAGUGUGUUCACGACCACCACUGUGGGUCCCACGUGUCCAGUACGAAGGGCAGCCGCAGUAACCUCAGCACAAGAGAUGCUUCUGUCUUGACGGAGAUGCCCCCACAGCCCAUCAAACCCCUCAUCCCGCCCAUGAACAGAAGAAAUAUCCUCGUCAUGAAACACAGCUACUCGCAGGAUGCCGCAGAUGCCUGUGACAUCGACGAGAUUGAGGAGGUGCCCACGACGAGUCACAGGCUGUCCCGACACGACAAAGCCGUGCAGCGGUUCUGCCUCAUUGGGUCUCUAAGCAAACAUGAAUCUGAAUACAACACAACUAGGGUCUAA
Molecule: messenger RNA, 1602 nt
Organism: Panthera uncia (snow leopard)
Lineage: Eukaryota; Metazoa; Chordata; Mammalia; Carnivora; Felidae
Gene: NETO1
Product: neuropilin and tolloid like 1
Exons: 10
Coding region: 1-1602 (533 amino acids)
Molecular function (GO): protein binding
Source: RefSeq, a predicted model, not a curated record